CCGACGGGGGACGGCCAAAGAGCGGGUAGGAGGGCUGGAAAGAGAGAGAGAGAAAAGAGGAGGAGAGAGGGAAGGAAGGAAGAGUGGCCAGGAGAAGCAGGAGCUAGGAGAAGGACUCGGAGCAGAGUGAAUCGUGCAGGCCGCAGUGCGAGCAGCGGGGGUAGCCGGCUCGGAGCGGGCCGCCCCCGCGAGCAAGGCGCAGCCAUUCCGCUGCUCGGGGCGCCGCCGCCGCCGCCGCCGCGUCCGGGGGCCAUGCUCCCGCCGCCCCCACGCCAGCCGCCGCCCCAGGCGCGAGCGGCCCGCGGAUCCCUGCGCCUGCAGCAGGCCUUCCUGCGCGGCCCGUUGGGCGUGCUGCGUCUGCUGCAGCUGCUGGCCGGAGCCGCCUUCUGGAUCACCAUCGCUACCAGCAAGUAUCAGGGCCCCGUGCACUUCGCGCUCUUCGUGUCGGUGCUCUUCUGGCUGCUCACCCUGGGGCUCUACUUCAUCACGCUGCUGGGCAAGCAGGAGCUGGUGCCCGUGCUGGGCUCGCGCUGGCUCGUGGUCAACGUGGCGCACGACCUGCUGGCGGCCGCUCUCUACGGGGCCGCGACGGGCAUCAUGAUCGACCAGACGCAGCGCCACAGCUACUGCAACCUCAAGAGCUACCGGCUGCCUUGCGCCUACCAUGCCUUCCUGGCGGCCUCCGUCUGCGGCGGCCUCUGCCUCGGCCUCUACCUGCUCUCGGCGCUCUACGGCUGCUGCCGUCGCUACCAGGGCAAGGAGGAGGUGGUGUGAGGCCUCCCACUCCACUGCGGCCCAGAUCGGUGCGGGGAUCCCUCCCGAGCCCUUCCUGCCGCCGCCGCCCCGUGCCGGCGCGCCCCUGCACCCUCUCCCUGCCUGUGUUUUCACUGCCCUCGCCCUGGAUUUCCGACGUUCAGUUCCAGUCUGACUGCUGCACCGCAGCUUAGCCCAGAGAUCAGCUUCCAGGGACCAGCGCAGCUAUCCGAGGCGCUGACGCACACACUCAGACUGGCCGCCCCAGGCGAAGCCUGGAAGUCCCUUUCCCCAUUCCUUGUCGAGAGCUAGACGUGGACAGGCGCCGCCGCGUAGAUCCGGGGGAGGCUCCCAAAUUGGAACCAGUCUUUGGGCCGCGCCACUGCCCCCUCCCUCCCGGCCCUGCACUCGAAAGAGCAUCAUCCCCUCCUGCCCCCUCUUCCAGCCUGGGGUGGUGUAGAAUGCAGCCAGGCAGCUGCAAGUGGAGCUGGGGACAGGCCUUAGCUGGUGCCGGAAUGAAUGAUGUCUUUAGUUGUAGUUUGGAUUUCUCCCUGCGCAGCCCUACAUCAUCGAAGUCUUUGGGUGGAGCCAGCCACAGGAGUGGUGCAUAGCAAAGGCCCGCUAGCUGUACCUUACUAAACAACGCGAGUCUCUCCGCAUUUAUCCUUGGGGUUCAUCCAGACCAGGCCAAAUGCACUAAACUUCCCUGGCCUCUCAGACGUCACUCACCAGCUUCUGCUGCACCUCACCCUUAAAUAUGUUUGUAUUAGGGGUCCUAUGUGACUGUUAAGGUGAUGCCCACCCCUUUGGGGACCCAGAUCCCGCUCUUGGGAACAGUCAUUUUCAGAUAAGAACCACAUUAUUUUCGCUUCAAAGCAGUAGGUUAUCUAGGGAGCCAUUCAGGUGCUACCUCGGGAAGAAGGCUGAGAAGGCAAAUGGGCCUGUCAAUGGUGCUGUCUUCCCGUGCAGAUUCACAAUGUUAGUAUGAGGUCUCAGAGAAAUCCCACAGGUACACGCCCACACAUGGUCAUUUAGUUUACUGAAUUACUACUGGGCCUGAGCCAUUCCGAUCUCAAGAUUGCCCCGUGUUGCAUAGGUCAUUCCCACAGUUUGACCCACUGAAGAUUGGGAAGCUCCUCUCUCCCUGGGAGUUUCCCUAACUGGGGGUGUCCACCCAAUGACAAAAGAGCUGGAUGCCCUUCACCAGCCAGAGACCUGAGAACUGUUGAAUAUUCUUUCACAUAGUUGGAAAAAUGAAGCGAAGGAUACCCAGGUGGUCUUCCAGUCAAAACGACAGUCAUUUGUAAGAGACCCUGGCAUUGACUCUGAGCAGCUGGUGGGGUGAGCUCUGCCACCAAAAUGAGAACUCUCUGGACCUGGGGUGGACAGCUGGUGCCACCUCUAAGCUUUCAGGGCACUUUGGUGGCAGUAAGGACAGUCACACAGCUGUACGACCAUCACCACCACGAACCUCCAGAACGGUUUUCAUCUUGUAAAACAGCCUGUAUCCACUAGGAUUAUGGGAGUUCAAGUUGGGUUUCCAUGUUGCUGAGGUCCCAAAGACUCCCCUGCCUGCUUGGCUGCACUGGUCUCCCUGGGGCCAGCAGAAGGUUUGGGAGUCUCCACAGCCGUGGGGCAGGUGGGGAGCAAGAAGUCUCUCCUUCACACUGUCUGGUGGACGAGGCAUGGUGGGGAAGACUGGUUUCUUCCUUGAUGGUAGAGGAUUCCCGAUUCUCCUACAUUAUAAUUCUGGGCACAAGAUUCUGGACCCUUGGGACUGAUCUCUGCCCGUCUCCCAUUCCGUAGAUGAUGGAUUUCAGUUCCAGCUUUGCAUCUUUUCCCUGUUUGUCUUUUUUAGACCACUAAGCUCAGGUCUCGUUCCCUGAGGAUCUCAGCCCAGUGCUCUGGGUCUGUGGCCAGGUGACCUUACUCAGGGGCACACAUCUUGGCCUUACUGGUGCCCCAUCCACCCAGAUGUGCCUGCAGCGUUCCAGAGCCCACUGGCUCUUCCUGAUGUGCCUUCCAGCUUGGCUUCCAGCAGCUCGGUGGUCCCUCAGUCUCCCAAGUGAGAAGGACGCAUGGGACUGCUGUGCCACGCACCUUUCCUCAAUUGCCACAGAAUGGUCACCUGAUGUGGCCCAGAGCACUUGGAUACUGGCAGUAGUGUCCACAGCAUACUUCUCUGACACCAGGACUGGGGCCAGGCCAAGACCACCCAGACCCCUCCCAACCAAAAGUCUGGGGCCUUUUGUGGGCCCAGGAGACAAUUUCAACAGUGUGUACAAAGGCCAAGCAGGGGUGGGUUUUGGUAAAGGGAGAGUGGCUAGAGGGAGGGGCCAUGUGCCUUACCCAGCAGUGUAGUCAUGGUUACCCCAGGAUGCUUUUCGGAAUAAAAUUUGGUUUGUCUGA
Molecule: messenger RNA, 3162 nt
Organism: Peromyscus maniculatus bairdii (prairie deer mouse)
Lineage: Eukaryota; Metazoa; Chordata; Mammalia; Rodentia; Cricetidae
Gene: Marveld1
Product: MARVEL domain containing 1
Biological process (GO): myelination
Cellular component (GO): membrane
Molecular function (GO): structural constituent of myelin sheath
Source: RefSeq, a predicted model, not a curated record